Messenger RNA from Toxotes jaculatrix (banded archerfish), 4404 nucleotides. It is a transcript of the gene nfatc2a, whose product is annotated as nuclear factor of activated T cells 2a. The coding region runs from base 272 to 2935 and encodes 887 amino acids. The transcript is spliced from 10 exons. The record is from RefSeq and is a predicted model, not a curated record. Gene Ontology annotation, biological process: calcineurin-NFAT signaling cascade; cytokine production; regulation of transcription by RNA polymerase II. Gene Ontology annotation, cellular component: transcription regulator complex. Gene Ontology annotation, molecular function: RNA polymerase II cis-regulatory region sequence-specific DNA binding; transcription factor binding; DNA-binding transcription factor activity, RNA polymerase II-specific. NCBI's taxonomy places the organism in Eukaryota, Metazoa, Chordata, Actinopteri, Toxotidae.
GGGGACUUCAUACCAGAACCACUGCUGUAGCUGAUGCGGCUGCAUGUUUUUGAACAGAAAGGGAGUUUGCGCGCAGCUGCUGUGUCGCAGCUUGAAGUUUUUGAACGUUUACAGAGAGUUUAUUUUUUUCCUGUUUCGUCUCUUUUCAACAUCUUUAACCGAAGAGCGCUUCAUCUGCUAUGGUUGUUAGGGGAAAGUAAUUUUUCAUCUUUUCAUUUCAUUUUAUUUUAUUUUAUUUUUAUUUUUUAUUUUUUUUCACCGUUUUCUCCAGAUGUUUAGAGAUACUUGGAGACUGGCACAGUACCACACCAUGAGGUCGAUGGAUCAAGAUGACCCCAACCUUGCAUCUCACAAAGUCCUCAGUCCUGAGUCUGAGCAGGCUUUCCCUCUGGAGGAGGCCUCCCCAUACGGCAUCAAGUCCUGUAGUCCCCCCUACAGCGAACACAACACUGAGGUUCUCUCAGGAUAUGACAACCAGGAGGCCAGAAACUUCCUGGACAAUACCCGUCCUGCAGGCCUGGCUCUAAGCCCGCGGAUCGAAAUCACUCCCUCCCGUGAGCACUACAACCAUGGUCGGGACUCCCUGCAGAACCACCACCUGAACAUUAGUCCCAGACCCACCCUCACUGUGCCCGGGCAUGAAAACCUCGCCUACCGUGAGCCCCAGUGCCUGAGUCCCGCCAGCAGCAACUCCUCCACCAGCUGGCACUCGGAGAGCUACUCCCCUUGGGCGUCUCCUUGUGUGUCCCCCAGCAGUGGCCAGAACCCCGGAGACCUCUGCCCCAGAUUACAGAACAUCCACACUGGCUCCCCGCGCACCUCCCCGGGCACCUCUCCUCGCACCAGCCUAGCUGAGGACAGCCUGGGACAGCGCUCACCCUCCCCCAGGCCUGGCUCCCGCUCCACCUCCCCACAGGGAAAACGCACCUACGACAUGUACAGGAAUCCAGGCUUAGUCCCUGGACACCGCUCCCGCAGUCCCUCCCCCCACAGCGGCCAUGAAGACCACAACAUAGGUGCCCACUAUACACACAGCAGCCUUGCUGAUGCCAUGAAUGGUUUUGGCACUGGUCAGCCAGGCCUGGUGCCCACCAAAAUAGUCAAGACAUCCAACCAGGUUUACACUCUGUACCCAGAGAAUCAUGGAGAGGGGAACUUCUUGGUGUCCUGUGACCAGGACAUAAAAACCAAACCUCCUGCAGAGCCUUUCUUUGUUAUCCCAUCAAUCUGGUCCAAGCCGCUGGUUCCCAGCAUUUACAGCAUCCCAGAGGCUUCUCUCCCUCCGCUGGAAUGGCCCAUCCCCAGUCGCACCGACCAGUAUGAACUCCACAUCGAGGUGCAGCCCAAGCCGCACCACAGAGCUCACUAUGAGACAGAGGGCAGCAGGGGUGCAGUCAAAGCCCCCACCGGAGGACAUCCUGUCGUACAGCUACAUGGCUACAGAGGCAAGGAGCCACUUGGCCUGCAGAUCUUCAUUGGUACAGCAGAUGAGCGCAUCCUCAAGCCCCAUGCCUUUUACCAAGUUCACCGCAUCACGGGCAAGACGGUCACGACCACCAGCUUUGAGAAAAUUAUCAACGGCACCAAAGUCCUUGAGAUCCCCCUGGAGCCAAAGAACAACAUGAAAGCAAUAAUCGACUGUGCUGGGAUCCUAAAGCUGAGGAACGCUGACAUCGAGCUGAGGAAGGGCGAGACGGACGUCGGCCGGAAAAACACCCGCGUUCGUCUUGUGUUUCGUGUGCACAUACCUCAGCCCGGAGGACAACACGUCUCCCUCCAGGUGGCCUCGCAUCCCAUCGAGUGCUCUCAGCGUUCAGCACAUGAGCUUCCCAUGGUGGAGAAGCAGGACAUAGACAGCUGCUCUGCUCUGGGCGGCCAGCAGAUGAUCCUGACCGGGCAGAACUUCAGCUCCGACUCCAAAGUCAUUUUUAUGGAGAAAACACAGGAUGGGCAGCAGAUUUGGGAAAUGGAAGCAACAGUGGACAAAGACAAAAGCCAGCCUAGUAUGCUGUUUGUGGAGGUGCCGUCCUACCGAGACACGUCUCUCUGCCAUUCUGUCAAAGUGAACUUCUAUGUCAUCAACGGGAAGAGGAAGCGCAGCCAGCCUCAGCAUUUCACUUACACACCACUGGCAUGUAAGAAUGCUGCUCAGCCUCUCUGUGCUCCAUCCAUCAAGACAGAGCCUGUAGAUGAGUAUGAAGCCGACCACAUGGGCUUUGCCAUGCCUCAGAUCUUGGGCUUAUCCCCUCAUUCCUAUUACCAGCGUCCUCCGGCCAGCGUCCUCCACCCAGACAACGGCCUGAUCUCCGGCAUGGCCUCCUGCCAGCGUCUCAGCUCCAGCCUUCCAAGCCAAGACGCGCGUUUCCAGCAGCAGAGCCCGGCCAUCGUCUACUCUCGCGGGGGCAAAAGUCUGAGCGGCAGCCCCGGCCUUUAUCAGCAGACUGGAGGGAUGAUUCCCGACCCCCAUCGGUCGGUCCUGGUCCACACGGGCUCCCCGGCUCAGUCUGUAGGUCCCAUCAGUGCAAGCCAGCACCCUUCUAUCAUUCAGUUCUCCCCCACCAACCACCACCUGCUUCGGGCAGGGGACCCUCAACCUCUCACUGCUCCGCAGCCUGACACCCAGCAGAUCAUCUACUGCGAUGGCUACUCCCCUCAGGCAGCCACCGCCCACUCACCCACACCCCCGCAGGCUCAGGCAGCAGUGACCCACCCUCAGCACUAUCCCACCGUGAUCCAGCAGCAGCCCUAUGUGCAGAAGGGGCAGCAGAAAAGUCGGGCUCCCCCCGGCACAGGGCAGAUGGAGGCUUCGGGAGACGGACAGAGGAGGGUGACGGUCAAAGAGGAGAACCUGGACCAGGCCUACCUAGAUGAUGGUGAGUUGAAUGAGAUCAUAAGAAAGGAUCUGACGGGCGUUCAGGCCAGAGGGCAGACAUAGAGGAGGGACUGGAGCAGGAAAUGACAACAUAUUCCCCAACACAGGCACACACACGUACACCGGCACACACCGUCUUCAACCUUCCAGUGAGGUGACGCACUUCCGCCGACAAUCAGACCUUUUCUUCCUCAUUUUCUUUACCUAUUGAGAUACAAAUAUCAGCUCCGGACCGGCGUGUUUGCUUUGGAUUUUUUCCUGCAAUAAACAUCUGACAAACGGAAGAGUUCAUCUGACCCAUUACGUCUGCCACCGACACCCAGAAGUUUUCCCACAAUCCACUGAGAAACAACAGGCAUAUGUGCCUUAUUUUUGCUUCUUUUCUCUUCAGGUUUGCUUUACAAAGGAAGACGAAGAUCAAAUCAGGGCAAUUAAAAUCCUCAGAGUAUCUCCAGCCAUACUGCCCUGGCAGUAAAAUCACAUGUUUGCCUCAGACUUGCGAAAGAUGGCUAUGGAGCAGUUCAAAAGAAAUUAGUCAGAUUUCUUUGUGAAGAAACUUGAUUGGUCAGCAGGUUAAAAUCACACCAAAAAUUCACCCCAAAUGCAACAUAUCAAAUAUUUCUUCUGGCCAAAAGCUUGUUAUCUUUUUGUUUAAUUCUUCUUGCACAAAGUGUGUAUUCUGUCUGUGUGUAACUUUGAAUGCGGUUUUAUGUGAAAAGAUUGUCCUAAGCUCACAUGCUGAUCAUCUCAUUUUAAGUGCAGUUUUCUUGUUAAAGUGAAACGCACACUGCCUUAACCAUAUACAAAUGAACUAUUGUGACACCUCCUAACAUGCACUGUUUUCAAUAACAGGGGGUCAUCAUUAUUACUUUUUUUAUAUAUAAUAUUGAGUCAUGUGAAUAAUGUACCAUUUUAUAUUAGUAAAAUAUCUAAUGUAGGUGAUAUGCCAAAGUGGCUUCACAGCCAGGGGCCUGUGAAGCAACCAUGAGAGCAUGGGUCUACGUUUUCUUUUAAUGAUUUCUGUGCCUGGACUGAUUUUUGUUUUCAAUCUUGCAUUUAACAUCGUUUAAAAAUGUAUCUGAAGUCUGGCUCAUGAAAGCAGAAGUAAGAGAUUUUGUACACUCAGAUUUAAAGGUGGUUUUCUUGCUUUUUUUUUUCACUUUUUUCAAAAGUUUGUCUCUUUUAUUUGUAUUUCUCUAAAGUGAUUGUAAGAACAUCUGUGGCUGUUUUCACAGUCUAACACAAAAUAUCCAAAGCUUAUACUCUGUGUAUUGUUUUGUGUAUUUCUGAAUUUUGAGUCUACCUGUAAUGACAAUCAGUAUACUCAGAGCUCAAUGCCUGCCUAUGCAGUAGCUUCAUGCUUGCCGAUGUAAAGAGCGUACAUCUUAUUUUCUAUUUACUGUAAGCACAACAGGGAGAUGCAGUGUGGGUUACUGAUGUGCUAAUACAGCUUGUUUUGAUGAAAGAAAAAAAAAAACAGUUUAAAAACUUAUUUUGUAAUGUAAUGUAAGAUUUCACUGAGUAUCUUAAAA